Molecule: messenger RNA, 324 nt
Organism: Penicillium taxi
Lineage: Eukaryota; Fungi; Ascomycota; Eurotiomycetes; Eurotiales; Aspergillaceae
Product: cytochrome P450
Exons: 1
Coding region: 1-324 (107 amino acids)
Molecular function (GO): monooxygenase activity; iron ion binding; oxidoreductase activity, acting on paired donors, with incorporation or reduction of molecular oxygen
Source: RefSeq, a predicted model, not a curated record
AUGACUGCUAAGCCCAACAAUUGGGAUGAAACCCGCGACUUGAGCAUCUUUGACCCUGAGCGAUGGCUUGUCUACAAGGAGGGAGAGUCUUGGAAGGACGCAGAGUUUGAUGCAAAUGCGGCUCCACAGAUCGCUUUUGGUAUGGGACCACGAAGCUGUUGGGGGCGCCGGUUGGCAUACCUAGAGAUGCGUAUGAUCACGACACUUGUUCUCUGGGAGUUUGAUCUACUACCGGUGUCACUACCACUAGCUGAUCCUAAAGCUAGCUAUGGAAUCGUGCACCGAGCUGAUCAAUGUUAUUUGAGGCUGAGAAGCAGAAAUUAA